Messenger RNA from Puntigrus tetrazona (Sumatra barb), 1132 nucleotides. RefSeq names its product ADP-ribosylation factor-like 1 (gene arl1). Gene Ontology annotation, cellular component: Golgi apparatus; cytoplasm. The transcript has 6 exons. NCBI's taxonomy places the organism in Eukaryota, Metazoa, Chordata, Actinopteri, Cypriniformes, Cyprinidae. Gene Ontology annotation, biological process: intracellular protein transport; vesicle-mediated transport. The record is from RefSeq and is a predicted model, not a curated record. Gene Ontology annotation, molecular function: GTPase activity; GTP binding. The coding region runs from base 129 to 674 and encodes 181 amino acids.
GCGGUGGAUCGACAAGUAAACGGCUCGUUCACGUGUAUGUGUGACACGUCAUUCAGCAGCUCGAGAGCGGAAGUGUUUCCACGGAUCUGCAAUCAGGAAGACAGCGCUACUAAAGUAUUUCAUCAAGAAUGGGGGGGUUCUUUUCCAGCCUCUUCUCGGGCCUGUUUGGCACCAGAGAGAUGAGAAUCCUCAUUUUAGGUUUGGAUGGAGCUGGAAAAACCACCAUAUUGUACAGACUUCAAGUAGGAGAAGUGGUCACCACCAUUCCCACAAUUGGUUUUAACGUGGAAACCGUGACUUACAAGAACUUAAAGUUUCAAGUGUGGGACCUCGGUGGACAGACGAGCAUCAGGCCGUACUGGCGGUGUUAUUACUCCAACACAGACGCAGUGAUUUAUGUGGUGGACAGCAGUGAUCGUGACCGGAUGGGCAUCUCCAAAUCUGAGCUGGUGGCCAUGUUGGAGGAGGAGGAGCUGAAGAAAGCCAUUCUGGUGGUGUUUGCAAACAAGCAGGACAUGGAACAGGCCAUGACGCCUACCGAAGUGGCUAAUGCUCUCGGUUUACCUGCGCUCAAGGACAGGAAGUGGCAGAUCUUCAAGACAUCUGCUACUAAAGGCACAGGCCUGGAUGAAGCAAUGGAAUGGUUGGUCGAGUCACUGAAGAGCCGGCAGUAAAUGCAAAAGUGCAGAAAUGUCUUGUAAAUAGGAACUUCAGAGACUUCUUAUUGGGCGUCCUUUGGACCAAUGACUGCGUUCUUCCUAUUGUGUGAAGACCGUCCUCUUUUACCAUUUAGUACAGAAACGUUGAGCAGCGUUGAAUGGACUCUCCACGAAUGAACUCCCCCUUUUUGCUUCUUGUCUCUACUGAUGCUUGUGUUUUUGGUAAUCUGCAUCCACUACAUUUGUAAUUUCAGAGGUGUUUGCUUUUUAAAUUUAGCCCGAUUCGGAAUAAUCGCUGCAGCUCAGUUUGAUAUUAUGUGGGUAGAUAUUUAAGACUAACUGACUGUCAUUUGUAUGCUUCGGAUUUGUAAUGGCAUAUUUAUAUUUGCACGUGUACAGGGGCACGCACUCCUGCGUUAUGGCUGUGAAAUAAAUAUGCAGUCCACACGUAUUGCAUCAUGCAUAACAUCAAA